Hemiscyllium ocellatum (epaulette shark) is the source of this 2719-nucleotide messenger RNA. It is a transcript of the gene rnf208, whose product is annotated as ring finger protein 208. The transcript has a single exon. Gene Ontology annotation, biological process: protein ubiquitination. Lineage: Eukaryota; Metazoa; Chordata; Chondrichthyes; Orectolobiformes; Hemiscylliidae. Gene Ontology annotation, molecular function: ubiquitin protein ligase activity. The record is from RefSeq and is a predicted model, not a curated record. The coding region runs from base 882 to 1619 and encodes 245 amino acids.
UCAGGAAGGAAAUGGCAACAGCAUCAUCCUCUGCUUUCACAGCAUCGAUUGCAACACAGCACAAAGCCUUUGAAGGUUAGGCAGAUGAAUGAAAAAGACAAGCAGCUCGAGGUUGUUUCAGUUGCAGAGGUAGCUUGUGUUGAGGUACUGCGGCCUGGAGCCCCUACACUGUGCUGAAUGAGAGAAAUGUGAGCUCGCUGCAGUACUGCAGUGCUGCUGCAGACAAUACUGCCAUCGGAGGUAAACAGAGGGCUCCGAGAGACAGAGCAAGACAGGGGAGAGAGAGAGAGAGAGAGAGAGAGCAAGCUGCAGAGGAGCCACUGCCCUUACUGUCAAUACAGAGACGGAUACUCUGCUGUUAGAAGGAGGACUGGGAUCAGUUGAAAACUGGAAGCACCAGAUUUACUACAAGCACAGGUAACGUGAUUCAAGCAAGCAUCUUCAUACAGCUCACUAUUGCUUAACUGAGGGCUUCUGUGUCGUUCACUCAGUUCUGUCAUAGAUCUUUCUUCUGGGAUAUGUUUGCAGUAUUCGCCUGCUCACUUCAUUCAUAUUGCAGCAUUCACAGCCGUUAAGAGAUUGAGCAUCCAGGAGAGGAAGAGAAGUCGGGACGUACAGUUAUAAAAGCUGACACUCAGUGCACCUCAGCUUCGUUAUAUAAGGAACACGGUGUUUGGAACCAGUGUGGACUAUGCAAACGAUUCAGGAUGUUUCGUACAGAUUGUGUUGCAGCCUGAACUGACUGUAUGGAUAGUGAAGGUUCCUGGUGCAAAGUGAGAAACCUGCAAAGGUGCAGAGAUGGUCAGACAGCGAAGGGAGUGCAGGCCUUACCUGUGAAGCAGGCUGCCUAGUCGCAGCUGGGACUCUUAGUUCCCUUGCCCAUGGCGUGCCUGAAACAGCAGCAGGCUGCCAUCAAGAUGGAGGCAGUGAAGAUUGUGCCAGUGGAGAAGUUUGCGGAGUGCCCGAACUCGCAGGGCAGGUACGGGCCCUCGCAGUGUGUCCGCGAACCCCCGCUUGUGGGAAAGUGUGCCUGGCCCCUAGAGUCCGAGAUCAUUGCAAACCAGGCCUGUGCUGAUGUCCCCACCCUGGAGAAAGCCCGGAGCCCGAGCGGGCUGGCCCGGACACCACCCCGCCGUGAGAAAUUUGUCCAGGGUCAUCGCAAGGCCAGUGGAGAAUUGUGUUACCACCGGCAGACACCAUCGGACGAGGUCAUUGUUAAUCAGUACGUCCUUCACCAGUCAACCACGUCUGAGCCCCUAGAAUGCCCCACCUGUGGCCAUGUGUACAAUGCCACCAACAAACGUCCACGGAUCCUCUCCUGUCUCCAUUCAGUGUGCGAGGAGUGCCUGCAGAUCCUCUACGAGUCCUGCCCCAAGUACAAGUUCAUCUCGUGCCCCACUUGCCGCCGGGAGACCGUGCUGUUCACCGACUAUGGCCUGGCCGCUCUGGCCAUCAACACCAGCAUCCUGGCCCGGCUGCCAGCUGAAGGCCUUGCCACCAACCCGGGCCAAUGGGGGAGUGAGGCUGACCGGAGCUGCUACCAGACCUUCCAGCAGUACUGCGGGGCAGCCUGCAGCUGCCAGCUCCGAAACCCACUGUCUUCCUGUGUCAUCAUGUAAACGGAUUCCCAAUUUCACAGAGUAACAUUUGUGACCAAAAAAAAGGAUUACCCCAAGACUGAACAACUUGCUGUGCUUUCUCAGCAAUCUAUAUGGUAAAUUAUCUAUAACUGCAUUAUCUCAUCUGGGAGUUUCUGUGUUUUCUGUGAAAUCAAAGGUAUCAAAUUCAGGUUGAGUGGCAAGUAUUAUGCAGUCUUGAUAGUUUUGCCUAGGAGGCAGUGUUGCCAAGCAACCUGUACAUUCUUGACUCUGACCUCGGAAUUGCUUCUUUUUCCACCCCAGUAUUAUACGAUGCCUAAAACCAUUGCCAAAGCAGCAAGUGUUUUAAAGUGUUGCCCUCUUUAGGUUGGUAAAGCUUAAUGUGUUCGAGAUGCACACCACACUAUCCAGCAGCCGACUGAGACCCAUUCCAUUCUAAUCUAGGCCCUGCCCAGUGCCCUCAAUCUUUCACCAGAAUGCAGCAUCUGGCGAGAACAUUUUGUUUAACCUAAAGUUUAGAUUUUGAUUGUUAGACAAAGAAAGAAGGGUUUAGUAGCACUUAUUUUUAAUUGCACACAUCCUCACCUAAGCCACAGACCUGCCUCAAACCUUGAUGAUGUCAGAGGCACGCUUGUAGCUUUUGUGCAGUGUCAGCCCUGCCAAGCUCAGCAUCAGGAAGUGAUCGUCCUGGGCCAGCUGCCUCUGCACUUCAGCACCGUGCAACCUCCCCAGACACCCCUGCACCCCCCAUACCCUCCCACCUCCCACCUCUAAGCCAAUGUGGUUUUUGAGGGGCUGAAAAGGGUUAUGACCAGAGGUUUCUACAUCCACCUGUCCGUCACAGUAACCAGUUAAUAAAGGCUGCUCUCACCUGUGUGUCUGAGUGCAUUGGUUUUGCUUUUGCUCCUUGUCCCACCCCACAAUCCCAACCUUGGGCUGCAAGAAGCCAUUCACACAUUUAACACAACAGAUGGAGAAAUACCAGUCUUUGGCUCCAAGUUAGGUGUAUGGGGGAGCACCUAUUGCCAAAGGUAACAGUCAGUGCUGGAGAGCUCACCGAGAGCCAUGCUAGGAACACAAAGAAUGUUUCUUUAUUGAUUGUAUUCUGUGAAUAAACUCUA